Acanthamoeba castellanii str. Neff is the source of this 231-nucleotide messenger RNA. RefSeq lists its product as uncharacterized. NCBI's taxonomy places the organism in Eukaryota, Discosea, Longamoebia, Acanthamoebidae. The record is from RefSeq and is a predicted model, not a curated record. The transcript has 3 exons. The coding region runs from base 1 to 231 and encodes 76 amino acids.
AUGGCUUCUCUUGCUGGCAAGUUCGAGCAACAAGCUGCUGCCCAGAACGUGCGUCCUCCCGCGCCAAAGCCCUCCGUUUCCGUCGAGAAGGCCGGCUGGAAGGCCAACGGCAACAGCGGCGGCGGCCACACCGCCCACGACGGCAAGUUCAAGAAGUCUGAGGGUGGCAAGAAGGUCGUGUACGCGCCCGGCGCCCUGCCCGCCAAGAAGAGCCUUUCCGACUUGCCCUGA